Messenger RNA from Gossypium raimondii (Peruvian cotton), 489 nucleotides. RefSeq names its product histone H4-like. Gene Ontology annotation, cellular component: nucleosome. The coding region runs from base 1 to 489 and encodes 162 amino acids. Gene Ontology annotation, biological process: nucleosome assembly. NCBI's taxonomy places the organism in Eukaryota, Viridiplantae, Streptophyta, Magnoliopsida, Malvales, Malvaceae. Gene Ontology annotation, molecular function: protein heterodimerization activity; structural constituent of chromatin; DNA binding. The record is from RefSeq and is a predicted model, not a curated record. The transcript is spliced from 2 exons.
AUGUCGGGAAGGGGAAAGGGAGGCAAGGGACUUGGCAAGGGAGGAGCGAAGCGCCACCGUAAGGUCCUCCGUGACAACAUCCAGGGCAUCACAAAGCCGGCAAUUCGACGCCUGGCUCGUAGGGGAGGAGUGAAACGUAUCAGUGGCUUAAUCUACGAGGAAACCCGUGGAGUUCUCAAGAUCUUCUUGGAGAACGUCAUUCGCGAUGCUGUCACCUACACCGAACACGCUAGGAGAAAGACGGUGACCGCCAUGGAUGUGGUUUAUGCACUGAAGAGGCAGGGCAGGACUUUGUAUGGAUUUGGCGUAUUGAACUCAACUGCAAAGAUACGAUUUGAAGAAUUUCCAUUGUUUGUGGUAUUAAAGAGUCCUACAUAUUGGCUUUGCAUUAGCAUGGCUGAAAUCUACAGAUUGAGAGAUGACAAAGGCUUUGCCAUGGCCGCUACGAACAAGAUCGAGAUGAAUUUGGGGUGUAUUGGAGAUGGAUAA